CGCCAGCUAUGACGACCACGUGACCCCCUGGCAAAAUUCCACCGUCGUCGAGGAGAACGCUCUCUCGAGAAAGAGAGCCCUGAUUAACCAAAAGUUUUGCAACCGCACAUACUCGCACAUUGAGAGAGACACGAACAAAAGAGCCUGAUUGGCGGACGGUUAAAACGGCUCGAAAAAAUUAACUUUCAUUCAACCGACAAGACCAUUUCCCGCCUCCACAAAAUCAUGAGAUAAAAGUAGUUAAUUACUGGAAAGGCUUUUGAACACACCUCAUAUCUCAGUCUAUCUGAGUCACGGACGCGAGCUUCCGGCUUCGAGAGGGAUCAAUUAUUCAAAUAAUAAUACCACGUAGAUUUAAAAAUACGGAUAGCAAUAUUCAAGCGUUACGAGAUAAUAAUAUUCAUUCUGUUGAUAUUCGGCAAACUAUGAAAAAUCCGUGUGAAGGAAAUGAUUGAGAUUUACAACUUUACGGCAUACGACAACGAGCAACCAACAACCUACGAAUUAACGAUGUAAAUAACGAGAAGAAUCGAAGUGUGUUUUCAUUCGGAGAUUCGCACGGUCGAAUAAUAUUAAAUAAAGACGAUAAAUAAUCAGUGAAUGCAAUGAUUAUUAUCGCAGGAAUUAGCCUCAAGCGCUUGAAUUAUUGUAAUUUAACUUCUAUCCUGAUGAAAGAGUCCACGAUCCUGUGAUCUUUCGAGCGGAGAUUCGAGCCCGACAGUGCGGAUUAACGAGGCCGUCUUCGUAACUUCUCACUUUUGGUCCCAGCCUAAUGACGAUGGAUAUAGAAGCAUCGUUAUUAAUAAUAAUAUCGUAAAAAGGGAGUUUUGAGGCAACAAGAAAAUUCAGAAUAUCUGAUCAAAAGAUACGCACGGUCGGUCUCGAUCGAUAGGAACACGCAUUAAUCUGCAGGAGGAAAGGAUUAAAGGUGGUGCGGAAAAAGACGUGAUCGAAAUUUGUCGGAAAUUGAUUCACUCGCUCCCUGUCCUUUCGUUUUUUUUUUCCCACGUGUAUCGUUCGAUCGUUUGGAACAGUGCAUUAAAGCUGGCGAUACAUAGAAACGUCAUGAAGUCGGAAAACUCGAGACUAGAGGCACUCGAAGCUCUAUUGCCAAAACGAUAGAGCUAUUACGGAUCUGAACACACAUUUCCGAUCCCAACGAGCAGCCGUUUACAAAUGAUCGUUACUGGUUGGAUCGAGCGAAAGCGCAGCGGCCUAAAAAUCCUCGUGACUGGAGCGAAAGAUCGUUCCGAAAGGAAAAAACGAAAUAAAUGAAUGAGAUUAUUGAAAGGAGACGAAAUAAUUUUAUAGUGGAUGAAAUCGAGACGAUUGAAGUGCGAACGGCGAUGAAAAUAACUGGAAGGUGCAUCGAUCUCGUUGCGUGAUAUGAAAAAAUUGUCCAAGUCCUCCAGGGCGAUCGAGAGCUGCCAAAAUUUUGUCUAUUCGUUGACAAAAAUGGCUCAUUCGUUCAAUCCCCGUAUCGCGUGUUGCGCCCGUUCGUCUCAUCGUGAAAAUCCGAGAGCUUACAAUCGAACGAUCGAUCGGGUGAAGGGUCAGCCCCGCGACCAAUAGCCAAGUCGAAAAGUUGAGCGGGGAAACGAUGAAAUUGAAGUAACGCCAGAGAACCGGACAAGAAUGGUUUUCGUCCGUAAUAAAAUCGCGUGAUUCGUUCGCCAAAGUGAAUAUCUCCGAAUACACGGAUUAAUUGUAAAUACACCAAAUAUUCUGGCUCAACUGGCCGGAUAAAGUCUCCUUAAAGUGCGCGAAUGGGAUCGAUCAAAGGAGGAAUAAAUAAAACGGGAAUAAACGAAAGAACGAAAUAAGAAAAGGGUUCGGGCCAGAUGAGAAAGCGCCGCGUGUCGAGGGACCUCUUCGUGAAAGUCUUUGUCGGAGCUUCGAGGUGUGGGUUACGGAGUGACCGACUGUGGUGGUGAGCCGAUUCUCGAUAUCGGUAAUUCCCCUUGAGGCUCGUAAACCCGAGAGCGUCGUGGUUCUCAAACUGAAAAUAAACAAACAACCUAAAUCGCGAAUCCUUCAAACGGCGAAUGCGUUUGAUGAAACACCGUAAAAAGAGUUUACACCUUGUAAAUAAUUAGCGCCUAGAUAAAAUUUCUAUGAAAACAGAGCCACCAGAUUCGUCCUCCGUGGCCCACUAGCAAAUCAAUUAGAUCGUCCACUUUUCCGAUUUCCAAAAAACUCGGUGAUGACCGUCACAAGCUCAAGGAGCCGAGAAACAACUCACAGUCCUGCCAGAGUCCCAGAAAGUCCUGAGCACUCGCUGCUCGUCGGUUCAUUCGUAGCUGAAGCCAAUUGAGCUCCUCGUAGCCUUAUUUUUCCACGGGUUUCUCCGUCUGGAGAAACUCACAGCGAGAUAUAGAAUUGCGCCGCAAGUGAAUAGGGCGAAAAUUCUAUAACGAAAGAAAUAAGUAGCUCGUGAUCAAGAUAGCGGUGGCGGCGGCGGCGGCGGCAGCAGGCAAAAACGAUAAAGCCGAUAAAGUGUGAUGCGUGGUAGCAGCUCCGAGCUUUUGCUUGACGCGAGCAACAGCCAGCAAAGUAACGAACAACAGAGCAAGUACGAGAGCAUAAAGGAGCAAGAGCAACGUCGUCGCAAGCUGUUGGAAUUAGGGUUUGGCGCUUCGCGGCGCCGACCGCCACGGCGUACCUGCCGUCAGCGGUUCAAUUUUUAUGCAACAUCAGCCCUCGCCCUUGUCGUUACUUCCGGCGUUGCUGCCCUACUUUUUCUCGUGCCCUUGUACGUCGAUCCUGCCAUCAGUACCCUAGCCGCAGAUUUUUCGCCUCAACCGGUUCUAUGCACAACUGUCAGGCGCGAGGACAUUGCCGGUAUUUUCAAUUGCACAUGGAGCUCCUGCCGUGAAGGCUGUACCAGCGACGUUUAUCGCUGCACACAUAUUUACGUUACUUACGCACCUGACACCAACUUCACCGAGUACGAGAGAAAUAACGAGACGAAUAACGUUACGCCGAUCGUACCGACCACUGCUCUUCCCGUACCAUCCCCAUCAGCGGGUGACGUCGAGGCUGUACUAAUGGUGAACAUCAAGGGCUGCGGCUAUCCGCCGGUGGUCGAUUGUGAAAAUUUUACCCGCGAGCUUGGCUACGAGGGUGCGAAAUUCCCGUGCCACUACAGUCGCGUUAACGGUAGCAUAGUUAUGGCAAAUUAUAAUCGCGAGGCCCAGGUCGAGACAAUAAUGCAUUUCUUGGCCGCGCCUUUCGUCGUUACUCUCGCCACGGGAGUUGCGCUCUGUGUUAUGCACUGUGAUUGCCGUUGUGCUCCACCACCGGGUCACCAUUCGCGGGGCAUGAGAAGGCACAGGAUGAACGAUUUAAGUGACCACUCGAUAAGCAAUAGGGUGGAUCGAAGAGGACAUCCGGCACGCUGCGAAUGCGGUGAAGUCACGAGGCCCUUAUGACGGCGGGAGGAGACGGCCGAGAGUGCUCUGGCUACGUCUCAAUCCGAUUUUUAGGCUUUUAGACUAUCCUCUCCAUCAUUUAUCCCGGUUCGUUUAUUUUUUUAAUGUCUUUUUCAUUCAUUAUAUUGACAUACGCAUACGCAUAGGUAUAACAAUCUCCAUUGUAUUAAUUCUCGCCAGCGACGACUUUGUCUCGAUCAUUUGUUUGCUUUAUUUUUUUGAGGGCCGGUAUGUGGCCCUUACCUUAAUUGAAUCCCGGACAUACUGGUCGGGGCUGCUGGGCGGCUGUGCGGGUAUGGUUUUUUUGUCCUUUCCCUUUCUUUCUUUCUUACUUAUUUUUUUUCAUUUUUUUUCUUUCUUACUAUUUCUCCACCUCUUCCACAACUCGGUUUUCCUUCUCGCCCUCGAGACCCACGCCGACACACGCGAUCUCGGUACACCGACAAACAUCGGCUCAAGUGUCCUGACCCCUCGUCACUCCUCUCCGGCCAACAAAGAAUAAGAAAAAACAAAACAAAAACAAACAAACGAAAUAAAUUCUCUGCGAAACGAGAGAAAACUGAGAAACGACCAACAAAAAGAUUCGCGAGGAAAGCAUUACUUCAUUUUGCCCUUUCAUCGAUCGCCGAGUUCAACGUGGACGAACGAUCACUCGCUAUACGUGUUCCCCCUCGCUCAUCCAUCCUCGAAUCGAAUUUUAUUCGACCCAAACGUUCCUUGGAAACAAAAUAAUAACAAAAACGAGAAUUCACUACUCGAAACGUUUUUUCUACCCCCCCUCACGAUGAGAUCGAUUAUUGCGUGAAUAAUUUUGAGAUUAUAGAAAAAUACGAAAAGUAAUGAAACUCGUCGACUCGUUAUGGAACUUCCGGCCCAUAACAGGAUCCCCAAAACUGUAGAAAUUUUGGCUAAUAUCGUUCAUCUCCGAUCUAUGGCGCUUGCUUCUCUUCCAUAUAUAUAAAUAUAUGUAUAUGUUUAUUUGCAUAUAUUGUAGAUAUAUAUAUAUUUAUAUAUAUGCACAAACGAUGUCAACAAUGUACCUCGGAUUAUUGAUUAACGCGAUGAGUGGAGAUGAGAAUGCCGAGUCUCUCUCUCUCUCUCUUUCUCUUUCUCUCACUCUAUUCCCUCAUUCUUCGCCCUUGGCCCUUUUCGGUUGGGAAAUAAAGUCUAUGGAACUUUUCAUGUGAGAUUGCGAGAAACUUGAAUUAUUGAACAAUAAGAAAAAUAAAGUAGAAUCCACGAAAACGUUGGGUUUCGAGAAUUUUGCAAAAGUUUCAGUGAAUUUUUUAGCUCGGAUCUCCAGAAAUUUGUAUCACUCUAUUCGCGAUGCUUUUUCACAGUUUCAAUGCUCCAAUUUACAGAACGAAGGGAACGAAAUUUGUUUUCUUUUAUUAAUAUUCGACGAAAUUGCACGAUGUUGCGGUUGAAACUGCGAGUAAAAGAUCGUAUACGGUGCGGUUUUAAUAUUCAGAGAAUCGCGCGCCAGCCGCAGGGGAAACUCGUCAACUCUCUGCUAUGUACACGAGAAAUCCAUAUCCAGAGUUCAAUGAGUCGGGACAAUAUUGGAGAUCGACGAAAGAUUGACACGUUUGAGGCUUCCCUCGAACGAUCUUGAGAUUGUUUUUUCUCCCGACUUUUUAAUUUGCGUAUUUAAUUGACAGCGGAUACAGAGUAUCGGGGUGAUAUGAAUAAACGAUUUUUAAUCGCACACGAUGAAUCGAAAGGUCGCUUUUUCAUAAUCUUUUCUUUCGCUCAGCCUCGUUUCUCAGUAACUACGGAUCACAAAUUUCAUUAUUUAUGUCUCAAUGCGCCCCCGCUCGACUGUGCGUCCUUUCGGAUUCUCGUUUCAUCACUAUUUCCCCUCAUUUCUCCUCCUCUUUCCGUAAGUGACCCAACGAAAACUUGCCGCUAGAGUGGACAUGCUCUCGUAUGAAACGUCAUUUGUCUGACUCGCUGGAAACGCAAACAUGAGAACGUGCAUCGUAACUUUCGUCGUCGGAGUGCACGCAAGCUCCUCGCUAUUUUUCGCACUUGAUGAAUUUUUCAUUCGGCUGCUUUUCGGUUGAGUUACCUCAUGGCUCCUCGCAUUGAAAAAUACCGAGGGAAAUGGGAAGCUGGAUUAUUCGUGUGUGCGGAGCUCUUCUAUUCGUCAAAAUAACUGUACCAGUCACAACUUUGGGAUGAAAAGAAACUUUCCCUAUGAAUUCGUAUUUUCGGAUAAUUUCUGUUUGAGAACGACGCGACUGUCCGCAAAAAAGUAACUUCGAGUCGAACGACCCGUAGAAGUAUCAAUGUGAUAUCAUGUCGCAUUGAAUUCCGGAUAAAAUAGUGACCUCGCAUUAUUCGUUUGCAUGUUAAAAGAUGUCAGCACGAAAACGUCGAGGGUGCUUCCCUCUCCCUUUCUCUCUGUCUCUCUCGCUCUUUCUUUUUUCCAUUUCGCCCGUGUGUUUGUGUGUGGAAGUUUGCCAAACCGCGAAACGACCACGGGACAGCCUAAAAGUGGCUUUGACCCUCGCUCGGUAUAUAAACGUCCCAAUUGGAAAUUACAAUUAUAUCACAGGGGCCGAGAGUCACGUGACGGAAGGAGAGAAGGAAGAAAAAUGGAGAAAAAUUUGACGGUAUUUGAGGUGCUCGAGUCACGCGAGAAAUUUCCAACGCUGCGCAAUAAUUUAUCGAAAUAAAUCAGCAAUUAAUAUAAAUAUGCGAGGCUUCGACAAAAUUGAUUUUUGGCAUUUUACGCUAAUCAUAAUAAAACAUAUCUUCUUACCUCGUCAAAGAAAUUUCGAGAGUGAGAUUGUAAUUAAAAUUGAAAUUUUCUAAUGUUAUUGUCCUUAUUAUUUCAUAUGAAAAUAUUUUCGUUAAGGAAGCGAUAGCAAUCGAAGCACAUAGUUGAAAGUAGUGUAUUUACAACACGAAAUUAGAGUUACAUUCGCCGACGAUUCACUUUUGACAGUUCAAUCAUUCUUUUCGAUUCUGUUAUUUGUUAUCUCCAAAUUCUUUAUUUUAUUUUAUUUUUGUUUUAAUUUCCUGAAAUCAAAGGGAAUAAGAACAACACUGUUCUCAAACCGUCCAUUAUUAUAGUGAUGACAAUGAAACGCCUGGUGCAACAUUUUAUUACAAUUAAGGAUAAAAGGAUUUCCGAAUUACGCAGUUGAAGGAUGUGAGAGGAGAAAACAUGAUGUAGAUAGAGAAAUAUUAAAUAGUUUGUAGUAUUUUCGCGAUUUUUGGUCGUUUUUAGAGGCCACGCACGAAGCUAACUGGGUAUUUUUCAUUCGAGGAUUUAUCAGCAGUAGGGGAUGCUAGUAUUGAAAAAGUCACGGAAACAUAAUGUUAAUUAUCGUGAAAAUACGUUAAUCGUAAAAUUGUACGGUUCGCCGGAACGGAAAUGAUAUGAAGUAGUUCACUAAUCUGGCGACUGGGAUGCAAUAAAUUAAAAUUCAGUUCGUUAAUCCGCAUUCCCAUGCUAGUAAAUCAAAUGAAGGAAUAAAUAUUUAGUUGAAUGUCAAAUAGGCAUUUAAAUUCGAAGUGAACAAUGAACCUUGACUUCGCAGCUUCGCGUAUCGAUUUUACGAAUUUUCCAUUUUCACUAGUGUUCGUUACAAUUGAAUUAUCCUAACGAGAGAGCGAGGGAAGGCAGGAAGAAUGGGCGACCAAAAGAGAGAGUGAUAAAGAAAGAGCUUUGAAUUUGUAUUACCCGAACGAUAUCGUUUCCGAAAAAGUGACUUUUCAUCCCAAAGGCAAGGGCAGUUGACUUUCAUACCAAUGAAACCUUUGAAUGAAAAUAAAAGAUAAUUUUAUUGAAAAUUCCUUCAAACUGGAGAUCUCAUUAGCGAAAAAUUGCACCGACGAAUAUUUUGGCGAGAGUCGCUAUUGGCCCUUUAACUGAAAUCCAUCAAAAUGGAAUGACCAUAGGUAAAUAUAAAUAAACAGGGAGGCUCAAAAUAAAGAGGUGGGAGAGAGAAGCGAACGAACAAAUUGAAUAUUAUGAGUUGAGCCUUUGUCCAUUGUUGCCCGUUCGUACGAGGAUAUCUCGGGGCGAAGCAUGCGAAAUUUUCGGUUAAAUGGAUCAGUGCGUCGACAGCGAUUGGCCUGUAUGUAUACGCAGUCACACAUGCGAGUGCACAGUGGCCGCUGACCUAACACAGGGACGAGGAACGAUGAGAUAUUUCAUUGUUCGGUCUGAAGCGCUAAUCAGGCUAAAUGGGGUUAUGUGCAUAGAUCCACGCAGCGUGUGCGCCGCCAAAUCCAUAUAUAUGUCGGGAGUGUUGGGUGGCGAUGAAAUAUGCAUAUAAAACGCAAUCGUUGCGGGCACGAAAUCAGGUGGAAAACGAAGAAGGAUGGGACGAGGCAGGAGGGUCAAGGAAAAUAGGGGUGCAUAGAACGGUCGAGGGGAAUCACAAAGCUUGACAGCAUUUCCCAUCCACACUGUGGGCAAUGAGACCACCAAACGUCACUGACGAAACAGAAUUUUCUUCUUAUCAUUAUUAUGAUUAUUUUUAUGAGCAUUAAACGAAUGGAAUGGCAGUGAAAAUUCGACAAACUGAAUGCUUGACGAUGGAGCAUUACUGUUUGCCACUGUUUCGAUCGUUGGACGCGAUAAAACGUACCGAAUGAGAGAGAGAGAGAGAGAGAGAGAGAGAGUACGAUUGAGCGCCGAUGUUGAGGUGCAUCCUGAUCAUGCUCAUGUAAAUAUAUCACAUGUUUAUGUAUACAUAUAUGUGAGGUAUAUGCAUAUAUUUAUAUAUAAAUAUACAUAGAUCUAUACCACCAGUUACGUAUUAAUAUCGGCACUGCCAAGGCUUUGAAUAAAACGAACAAACAAAAUAUACAUAUAUUUAAAGAAGAAAUAAUAAACGAAAUCAAAAAUUCCGAACGCACGGCCAAUCAAAAUUCAAUCAAAGCCGAUUCGUUGAAGAAAUAAAACGGAGACGCGCUCGCUACUCGGCCGGAAUAUCCAAAUCGGUCUUCUCCAUAAUAUUAUUAUUCAUAACGUUUGUUUACGAUUGUAUGUUAUAUAUUUGGAUAUAUUUAUAAUAAUAUAUUCUUGUGAGUAAUAUAUCAUUGCUAAAUAUAUUAUUAUAUAUAAUAUAUCGAAUUGUGCAGGAUUGGAAUUGUACGGAGAACGAUCAACGUCUCUACCCGUCUCGUUAUUGUUGCUAAUGUUUCUAACCACUGUCAGAAGUCCCCGAAACUCCCUCCCUGUUCUCCGUUCGCGUAUAUGGCAUUCGGUAUUUGAAUACUGUUAAUAAACAGAGUAAAAGAAAAUGAAGAAAAAAACGAAAAUAGAAAAAAAAUAAUUAAAAUAAUCCGAUACGAGCUUACGGUACCAAAGGAUUGAGAGAAAAAGAAACAAGAGAAAAUAAAUGACGUAGCCACACUAGGUAUAAUUAAAUUAGGUUUAAUGGAAUAACGAAUUCGUGUAGCCGAUGUACAUGGAAAAUAAGAUGGGUAUUGAGGGCACACUGCGAGAUUCGCUCGAAUUGAAUUCCAUUCUCACGUAACUGGAGGUAUUGAAAAAAUCCUACAGACGAAUGAUGUAAAGAAAAAUAGUAGAUUUUUCGUAGAUCUAAUAUAAAAAUCCAGAAUAUGGUGAUGAAAUUUCAUUUUGAACUUUGGUCAAAUGCAGAUGAACAAAUAGUCUCUCGUUUCGUUUUUCCUUUGAAGAAAUGAGGCAAUUGAAUUUUCACCAACUCUCCGAAUCGAAAACGCGCGAUUGCCGAUAAUAAUUUUAUACGACCGAGCCGGAUGGAUGGAUGAAGAGCACGAACGAUGGGAGGAUAAUAGUGAGAGUGAGAGAGAGAGAGAGCAACCGAGCGGAAGAGAAGGAAUACUGUAAAAUCGUGAGAUCGUAAUUUUCGAAUAAAAUCAAACGACGAUAUAACCGUGGCUCUCGCGAUGGGAGACCAAAAAAGGAGGAAACUAAAAUCUAAAGAAAAACUAAUAAAAUAUUAUUCGCCGAAUUUGCCUCCAAGCUUUUUGGCCUUUAAUUGCGUAAGCCAAAAGAUAAAUAUAGAAUAGUUUACCAAAUACAACAGACAAAAUUAUGUUCCAGGAGUGUUAUUUUUAAGAGUGAAAAUCAUUUACGAACCACAAUUGUGCACGAGUUUAUGAAAAGACGAAUAUAUUAUAAUUAACAAAGCAUAGAACAGUGAGACGAAAAAAAAAACAAACGCUUGUAUCCGCAAAUCAAUAAAAAAAAAACAUAAAUUUAGUGUGCCCGAAAAAUAAUCGUGUAAUGGAGAAAAAAAAACGACAAAUCGGAUAAGCAUUCUGUGUAAGUGAGAAAGAAAAAAAAAAGAAAAAUACGCCCGAGAAUAUCCACAUGUAUAUACAUAUAUCUAAAAUAUUGCGAUAAAUAGAAGUAGGCUAGCAACGAAUAAAUAAAUAUAUACAUAUAUCUACAGAUAUAUAAAAAUAAAUAUAUAUGUAUAUAAAUAAAUUGCGAGAGCAGCGCGGCGUGUGGAUGUUAUCAAUUUUUAAUGUGGCGCGGUUUGCCCGAUGUCGAUAUUUAGCUGGUCUAAAUGCAAAGGGUUGUUUCUACUACUCGUAGAUAUCUAUAAACAAAUUAAUUAUACGACAUGAAAUAACAUAUAUAUAUACACACAUACUCGUUUAUUUCCACAGUUGUGUGGCAGUAUAUUUUUGGCAUUAAUAGCAUUGUAUUAUGCGAGAGAUAAAAAAAAAAUGCAAGGAAAAAACUAAACACUAAUAACAGUGAUAAGAAUAAUAAUGAUAAGAGUAAUACUGAAUUUUUAACCUCAAUUCGUACUGAUUUUCUGGUUUAUUUAUAUUCGUUGAAUAUUCUCGAUGCUCUCAUUCGUUUUGUAGUUUUAUAUUCUUUCUUUUUCUUUGUUUGUUCGUUUAUAAGAGAAAAAUAAGAAACUUCAAUAAGGAAUCUACGAUUGGGGAAAAUAUUGUAUUAUUAUUAUAAUAGGGCCUACACAAAGCGAGACGGAGAAUGUGAAACGUCGAAUUACAGUUGAAUAUAUAUAUAAAAAUAUAUCUGAUUUGUGGUCUUCGGAGGAGUUCAAUCUCGUACCAACUUUCAGACUCCUUCGUAUAAUCCAACGAGAUUCACCGAAUAAUAAUAAUAAUAAUGAUAAUAAUAAUAACGAUAACGAUAAUGGUAAAACUAAUAAAAACAACGGCUCCUUAAAAAAACGGGAGAAAAAAAAUCAAAAAUGUAAUACCUAAAGUGAAUCAAGUUGAAUAAAAUAAAACAUAAAAUCAAACGAUUUAAAGAUAUGAAAUGAAGAGUUUUAAAAGAAUAAAGGAAAACGAGAGAAGUA
Molecule: messenger RNA, 10720 nt
Organism: Venturia canescens
Lineage: Eukaryota; Metazoa; Arthropoda; Insecta; Hymenoptera; Ichneumonidae
Gene: Teh1
Product: tipE homolog 1
Exons: 3
Coding region: 2502-3431 (309 amino acids)
Biological process (GO): regulation of sodium ion transport
Cellular component (GO): plasma membrane
Molecular function (GO): sodium channel regulator activity
Source: RefSeq, a predicted model, not a curated record